AUGAAAGUAGCGCUGAAAUUUUUGUUAAGUAUCGGUGUGGUGAUCAUACUCUGUGUGAAUGCGAUCGAUAGAGUGUCAAGUCAACCUAUGCCAGUGGAUGAACUAAACUCAGCAAUAUGGAUCAUUCAACAAUACAAGAGUACGGUUCAAGAGAACGAAGCAGCUAUUUGUAGUUCAGGUUACUUUACUUGUUCAGCGGGAGCACCUCGUCAUAUCACUCAAAUUUUAUUGUCUCUUUUUGAUAUAACAGACAAUGGCCAAUCACCAAAUGCAGCAUUACAAACAUUUUCAUUCCCAGAACUUGAGAGUUUAUACAUAAAUGUGGACUCUACAGUCAAAACAGAAUCUCUCAAUAUACUGAAUUUAAUCAAGAAUCUAGAUAAUCUUCAAACUAUCAAGAUCAUUUCAGAUUUCUCAAUUACAACUAUACCACCAAUGGUAGGGUUACCCAAGUUAACUUUAUUCUCUGUGAGUGGUCAGUUAUCUCUACCAUUUACUUUUGAUUUUGGACCUGCUAUAGAAGAGGUGUCAUUGAGUUCGAUUUCUGGAGGAUUUACAAUCGAUGCAAAUACACCAGUCCACUCUAAAUUGAAAAAGGUGUACUUUCAUAUUGGUGGUGCUUUAGCACAAAGUUUGACAUUUACAGCAGAGUCAUUCCCAGUAUUGGAUAGCUUGAGUCUCUAUCUCAGCGGUAAUCACAUUGGAUUCACCAGUCAAUAUACUGCUUUCAGAUACAUCGAAUAUUACUAUUGUGUAUGUUUAAAUAAUAAUAAUAAUAAUAAUAAUAAUAAUAAUAAUAAUAAUAAUAAUAAUAAUAAUAAUAAUAUUCCCAAACAAAACUGUGCCACCACUUUUUUACCUCCAUUGAGUGAAUUUAAAAAUUUAGUCACUUUGAUAUUACAAUAUUCAAAUAUGACAGGGUUUCCACUCAUAGAGUACCCCGACUCAUUGACAUAUGUUCGUGUGUCCAAUGGGUUUCAAUUCGAUACAUUUCCAGAUAUUCCUGCAAACAAUGUGCAGGCCAUGCAUUAUGUUAAUAAUAAGCUUAAAGGAGACAUUCCAUGGAACAAUUUCAUCAAUUCAACUUAUAUGCUUUUGGAUCUCACAAACAAUCCGGCAUUAACAACAUCCAUCCCCCAAUCAUUUUGUGUAAAUAGAUUGUAUAUCAAAGGGUGUCCAUUGAUUACCAAUGUGCCAGAAUGUUUCCUUUGUUAUCAAAAGAGUACUGAGAAUGUUCAAACUGAUAUUGUCCUCGAUGCUGGUUUUAAAUGCAACAUUACUUUUGUUUCAACAAAUAUUUAUACAUCGAUAGGAGUUGGUUUCAUAGAAGGUACUAACAUUGGGUAUGGUAACAUGGCUCUGGGUAGAUACGUUUUAGAUUCUCCCAUACCAAAUAAAAAACUGAGAUAUUUUGAUACUUUAAGACCAACUGGACCACCAAACACUGUUACUCUUACUUUGGAUAGUAAUUAUCCAGAAUAUACAGCAGAUUUUAAUGUUUUAGAGGUCGGUAUACAAGCUCCUGGUGUAGUUACCUUUCAACAAAUACCAUCUGGUGUCUACCAGAUCUCACUCUAUACUCAAUUUAUAAAUGGGUAUCUUUUACACGCUGUCAUUAUAAACAAUAAUAUUGAUUGCGUCAUUUCUAGCACAGUGGCAAGCUCAUCUGAUUUGAGUUGCAACGUGACAGGAACACCUUUCAAAUCAUUUCAAACCUAUCAAUAUAUAUUGAGCAAUGGUUACACCAAUCUAACUAAAAGUUUUACAACCCCACAAUUAUACCCUGUUGAUUUGUAUUUAACAAUGUGGGAAAAUUUGGUAAUGGUUGGAUCAAAGUAUUUAUUAAAUGGGUAUUUCGGAAUAGCCAAACCUAUUAUCUAUUUUAAUGGGGAUCCAACUAUCUGUCUCCCAGCUACCUAUGAUUCUGGUGCAAUUCAAUGCAUUCAAGUCAAACCUUGGCCAGCAAUUGGAUUGACCAAUAUUACAGUAUCGGUUGAUGGGUUCAUGUCAAAUAUCGUUUCGGCCAAUCUGACAUCACCUCAAAGUAUUUGUAAUACUACUGGUUGUUCGGGUCAUGGAACUUGUAAUUCAAAUGGAAUUUGUGUUUGUGAUACUGGUUAUUAUACUGCUAAAUGUUCAGAGAAAUAUCCAAUUUUUAAAUCGGGAUCAUAUGAUUUAAAUGAUAGAAAAUUGAUCAGUAUCUAUGGUGAUUUCGGACCAUUCAAUCAGUUAGCAGUAUCAAUCACUUUGGAUAAUACUGAUUGUCAAGCUACAUAUAAAUCACAAACAUUGAUUAAUUGUACAUUGGUCAGUGAACCAACUGAUGGUUUGGCAUUGUCAUCAGGUUCAGGGUCAGAUAGUAAUGGCAGUGGUGGUGAAUUAACAUGUCCAUUUAAUUGUUAUGGUCACGGUCAAUGUAUCAAUGGGAAAUGUCAGUGUCAACCAGGUUAUAGUUCAAUUGAUAAUUGUUUGACAAAAACAAGCAAUCAUACAGUAACACCCAAUACAACAUCACCAACAACAUCAUUUGAUAUCGAUGGAAUUGAUUUCCAAUUUGAAAUGAUUGCCAUUCAAGAAAUAGACACCGAUAAUAAUAUCAUCAACGAGGUAUUGACAAACAGUUGGAGCUCAACUAUAUUGAUAGAUAAUCAAACACAAACAACAACAGUCAACUAUCAACUCAACAACAGUGAUACAACAGCACUAGUAACAGCAACGAUAUCAUUCUCACAACAACCAAGAGAUAUUCAAUUUGGUUCACAACUACUUCACAUCGAUGCCAAUUCAAUCAAACUAUCAGUCAACAUUAGUAAUUGGACAUUCAACACAUUCUUGACAACACUCAGAGUCAUCUUCAAAACAACCAUCAACAAUGACCAAUCAAUCGAAUUUGAUUGUCAAGAUGUUAAUAUUGAUACACUCAGCUACGAUCAACUAUCCAACUCUAUUCAAUAUCUACGAGUGGUAAAAGAUAAUAUUCAAUUCACAGGUAGAUUUAUCGAUUAUGUAUUAUCUGAUGGAAGACCAACUUUCUCCAAGACAUCAAUCAUCAACAAAACUGCUUCAUUAGAUGAUCAACAAUCAACUAUAUUAAUUGGAAUUAGUAUGCCACAAUCAUCAGAAUCUAUCAUCGAUCCAGAUUUCACACCAUUAUUAAUCGACAAGAGUGCUGACAGUGGAUGUGACAGUAAAUCCAAUACAUGGAGAAUCAUUGUUGGUGUUGUUGUUGGAGUUGUUGGUGCUGUUGCCAUUGCAGUGGCAUCUAUUAUAUUGAUUAAAAAGAAAAGAACUGUUCUAAGGCACAACGCAAAAAUACAACAUAAACUUGCUAGAAUGGGUUGA
Cavenderia fasciculata is the source of this 3342-nucleotide messenger RNA. RefSeq lists its product as uncharacterized. The record is from RefSeq and is a predicted model, not a curated record. The transcript is spliced from 12 exons. The coding region runs from base 1 to 3342 and encodes 1113 amino acids. NCBI's taxonomy places the organism in Eukaryota, Evosea, Eumycetozoa, Acytosteliales, Cavenderiaceae.